Molecule: messenger RNA, 663 nt
Organism: Saccostrea echinata
Lineage: Eukaryota; Metazoa; Mollusca; Bivalvia; Ostreida; Ostreidae
Product: fucolectin-1-like
Exons: 4
Coding region: 1-663 (220 amino acids)
Source: RefSeq, a predicted model, not a curated record
AUGGCAGCUGUCUCCGUACACUCCGACGAGCAGCUGGAGCUCCUCGAAUGUUCUGAAGAACUAGAAAAUGGAACGAUCAAUGUGAAUAUAAAUAAAGCGUUCACGCCUUGGGAAUACUUAAGUGGAAGUUGCAAUGAGGGAUUUAUUGCAGUAUCUGGACAACUCAACAUAACAUGCAACGCUGCUUACCAAACUAGGGUAUCCGAUACAUGCCGUAAAGUCCUAAAAGCUAUCGCAGUCGGCAAGCCGACCGAACAAUCAUCAACCUAUCUGUGGUAUGAUUCUGGUUUAGCCGUUGAUGGAAAUAGAAGUUCGAACAUUAACGAUAACUCCUGUAGCCAUACAGAUUUAUCUGAUAACAAACCGUGGUGGAGGGUUGAUCUUCUGAAGGUUUAUUACAUCAUAUCUGUUAAGAUGGUCAACCGCGGGAUGGAUCAGUACGGAUAUGAUGUGUCUGAUCGCCUUCGUAACGUUACCAUAACAACCGGUGAAAACGUUUCAAAUAUCUCAACACUGUGUGGUCUCUAUGAUGGUCCAGGGUCCAUUGGUGAGCUGGUCGCUAUUGACUGCCCGCCCUCUACCACUGGACGCUACGUCAAAAUCUCCUUGGUCACCGCUGCAUUGACUCUUUGUGAAGUUGACGUAUUUGCUGUUCCAGUAUAA